AUGUGCGCGAAGACCUCCUUUGGCAGCGGCGUCGCAGCUGCGACGCGCCGGGCGCGCGUUCGCGCCUUGCCGGCGUUCGGGAUCGGCGCGGCGCCGAAGAGUCGCAGGAAGUUGGGCUUCAUAUCGGUGACGCGCGACGUCGAGCGCAUCCACACCAUCAGAAGUACGCAGAUCGAGCGACGCCCCGUGUCGGAGCAGAGCGACAAUGCAAUCAGGCGGACCUUCAGCGACGGCACAAAUGAGCGGUGUAAUCCCUCCUGUUUUUACACAAUCCACGUGCGCGCCGUGCGCGACGAGGAGGUCGAUGCCAAGACUGGGACAACUCCUAAUCGGUCGUUCACGUCGACGGUCCCUGAAGCCAAUGCGGCUUCCACACCUCGAAGGUCUCCAUCAUACACCCUGCGGAAGAAUUCGGAAGUUGAAACCAUGCUCGUCGACUGCACGCGCGCCAAACAUCCGCUCGAGUUCCGAAAUAUCCUUCGCGUACGACGUGGCCACGAGCGUCGCGACGUCGUCGAGGUCCCGCGCCGUCUCGCGCGCGCAGUCGACGACCCGCGGCGACGCGUCCACCCCCUGGACCCAGUACUCCGCGCCGUACGUCGUGAGGAACUCGUCGCCUGA
This is a messenger RNA of Aureococcus anophagefferens, 621 nucleotides long. RefSeq lists its product as hypothetical. The transcript is spliced from 4 exons. The coding region runs from base 1 to 621 and encodes 206 amino acids. The record is from RefSeq and is a predicted model, not a curated record. Lineage: Eukaryota; Pelagophyceae; Pelagomonadales; Pelagomonadaceae.